AUGGACUAAGAAAGUGUUUUCGAUCUAUCAUCAACAUUAGAUUUUCAAUUAGAAACAUUACCUUUCUAUGGAGUUAGAGGACGUUCAGAAGAAUUGAGUUAAUUGAUUAAACAAAAUCUGUAGAACAACUAAAAUAAUAAUAAAGGGUUCUUCACUAAUCCUAUUAAAUAAUUAGUCAGCAAACAGAAAAAUAGAUUUGUUUAAGAUGGUUUCGAUUUAGAUUUAACAUGUAGAUACUUAAUUAAGUUUUAGAUAUCACUGAAUAAAUUAUAGCUAUGGGUUAUCCUGCAAAUGAUUAUGAAGCUAUUUAUCGAAAUUCUAUGGCAGAUGUUUAGAAGUUCUUUAAUGAGAGACAUAAAAAUCAUUAUCGGAUUAUCAACUUAUGUUCUGAACGUAAAUAUAAUCAUGCAUAUUUUGAUGGAAAUGUGUCAGAAUAUCCUUUUGAUGAUCAUUAAGCACCAUAAUUCAGUAUGAUUUUUGAAUUAUGUAAUGAAAUACACAAUUUCAUAUGUUAAGACAAAUAGAAUGUAGUUGCAAUUCAUUGUAAAGCAGGUAAAGGUAGAACAGGUGUUAUGAUUUGUUGUUAUAUGCUUUUUUCAGGAAUGUUUAAUAGCAGUUAUGAAGCUAUGCGUUUUUAUGGUAUAAUGCGUACAAAAAACAAGAAAGGAGUUACGAUACCUUCUUAAAUUCGUUACAUUUUAUAUUUUGAAAAGGCGUUGUCUUAUGGUUUAGAAGCACAAGAUAUUCCAUAAAAUAAAAUUUAAAUAUCAUAAAUUAGAUUAAUUACAAUACCAAUAAUGAAUUGUAAAAAUUCAUGCAAACCUUAUAUCUUAAUACAAAAUAAUUAAACUCAAAUACUUGUUGCAAAAUUUCAAAUUGUAAAUGAUAACUUUAUUAUAUUUAUGAGUGAUGCUGUAAUUUAAGGAGAUACUCGUAUUAUAUGCUAUAAUAAAUCUUUAAUCAGUAAGCAGAUCAUGUUUUAAUUUUGGUUUCAUACUGCAUUUCUGGACAAUACUGGUCUUUUAAUCAUUGAUAAAUACAUGUUAGAUAAAGCAGUCAAAGAUAAAAAUCAUAAAAUAUUUUCACCAAAUUUCAGGGUAGAAGUACAAACUUUUACAUUACUAAAUUGA
This is a messenger RNA of Paramecium primaurelia, 1130 nucleotides long. The record is from the annotation of a GenBank genome assembly. NCBI's taxonomy places the organism in Eukaryota, Ciliophora, Oligohymenophorea, Peniculida, Parameciidae.